Messenger RNA from Lasiosphaeria miniovina, 2184 nucleotides. RefSeq lists its product as uncharacterized. The coding region runs from base 1 to 2184 and encodes 727 amino acids. The record is from RefSeq and is a predicted model, not a curated record. The transcript has a single exon. Lineage: Eukaryota; Fungi; Ascomycota; Sordariomycetes; Sordariales; Lasiosphaeriaceae.
AUGCCUCCCAAGAAGGGCACCAAGGGCAAGCAGGCUACCGCUGCUGCCGCCGCCGCCGCCGCCGCCGCCCCUGGUGCCCCUGGUGCCCCUGGUGCCCCUGUUGACCCCGCUGCCGUCUCCGGCGUAACGCGUCGACAGACUCGGUCUCGGGCUGGCCGGUCAGGCGCGGAGCCCUUGUUCGCGCUAGACAUCACUGCAUCCGCUAGGGCUCCGCCUGUCGUGGUUCCAGCCUCGGCGCCGAGACCACGGGGACAGCCGGCGGCCCAGCCCGCAGCUGCCACCGCCGGUGGACGGGUCAGAAAGACUGCAGGAACAAAGGCCCAGAGAGGAAAGGCCCAGGGAGGAAAGAAGGGCAAAGGAGGAAAAGCCCAAGCAGGAAGGAAGGGCAAAGGAAAGCAGACCGCCAAACAAGAAGACGAGCCCGAAGAGGAAGACAAGUCCCAGGAAGAAGACGAGCCUAAGGAGGAAGACGAGCACGAGGUAGAUACUAAGAAAAGCCUCAAGGUGGUUCUAAAGCUGAACCCAGACCUCCAGAAACGCAAGAGCAGAGAGGACGCCCCGAGCCCGGCCACUCCGCGCCACUCCGCCUCGGGGGCUGCAUCCGGUCCCAGCCAAGGCCACGUUGGCUCCUCCAACCUGUCGUCCCCGGAAGCCGCCGGCACCCCCAGGCGUGCGCCGCCCGCCUACCCGCCGGCGACUCCGCCACGGCACCCCCUCAGCUCGGCAUCCGUGCCUUUUAUGCACAGCCCCGGAGCCAGCAGCGCGAGCACCGCCAAGUCCCGUGCCUCUAAGAGCAGCGCGCAAAGCCCCGUCACACCGCGCGGCUACCCGCGGGGCUCGGCAUCAGCGCCGUUCAUGACCAGCCCGGGGGCCAGCACCGUGAGCGCGGGCACGAACAAGUCGGCUGCCUCGCGGCGCAGCUCGCAGCGGCCGUCGAGCGCGCCCGGCUCAGUUGCUGCUGCUGCUGCCGCGCCCCCGUCGUACCUGGGUGCGAGCUUCGGUCUGCGCCAGCGGACGCCCAGCAACCACUCGGCGUCGACGCAGUCGCCCGGCAGCAAGAAGAGACCGCCUCCUGCCAGCGCCACCGCCGCCACCGCGCCCGACUUCUUCAACGCCGACGGCGAGUGCAGAGCGCACGGCAAUGCUAAAUGCUGGUUGUGCGAGCGCGCGGCCAACGCGGCCAUGGCUAGGAGCACCGCCGAGCCGAGCGGCAAGCGGCACAAGAGCAACAGCAGCGGCGGCGGCAGUGGCGGCAGAGGACCGUCGCCGUCGCUGCCCAGCCUCUUGCCCGAGGGGUCCCAGGGGGAGCGAGAGGAGUCCACGAGCGGCGUUUACAGCGAGGGCACACCGCUCAACCCAUUUUCGGCAAUAGCGACGGCGUCGGCGCCGGGCGCGAUGGGCCCGCCGCCGACGCCGACCAUGUGGCAGCAGCCAACAGGAACCUCGCCGCCGCGGAUAAGACCCGGCUCCAUCUCGUCCUGGAGCUCCAGAGUAAGCGCAGCCGGAGCGCCACCCGUCACGCCUGCCGGCGGCGCGCGCGCAGGAGCAGGAGCAGGAGGCCUGCGGGCGAGCGUGACGUCGUCGGCAGGGUUCUCGCAUUACAGCGUACCGGGGGCCAGGCCGGACGAGACGAGCCUGUUCGCGUCGCCGCGGCCCCCGCAGACCGCGGCGGCGCAAGAUCAGACGCCGACGCCGGCGCCUCGGCCAUCAACAGCAGCAGCACCUCCAGCCAGGGCCGGCGCGCCGCGCCGAAACAGCGCGUCGUCGUCGUCGUCGUCGGGGAAAUCGUCGCAGGACCUGCGGGCGAUCGCGGCGUGGAGCGAGAUCGAGGCGGCCUUGGGCACGACGGCUGAGGAGGUCGACGAGUCGGAGGUGCGCGACCGCAUAGAAAACGAGAAGCGUGAGGAUGACUGGGAUCUGAGCCUGGUGUAUGCGCCGUCGCCGGCGCAGGUGCGCGUUGGCUCGCCGGACGGCACUGCUGAGGUGCGGCCCGGUACCGGGGAGCAUGGUCAUGACGAGGAAGAAGAGGAGGAGGGGGACGAGGAAGAGGAAGAGGAAGAGGAGGAAGAGGUCUUCCCUGCAGUCACCUCGACCAUGAAGCAGAUGGAGCACUUGGGAGACGACGACGACGAGAGCGGGCAGCCUUCCCAGCUGUUCUACAGCUCUGUGAUGAGCGAGGAGUAG